This is a messenger RNA of Miscanthus lutarioriparius, 297 nucleotides long. The record is from the annotation of a GenBank genome assembly. NCBI's taxonomy places the organism in Eukaryota, Viridiplantae, Streptophyta, Magnoliopsida, Poales, Poaceae.
AUGCUGAGCCCACCUCCGGCCCCACCCGCAGCGGCGCAGGAUGAGAAGCGUCCCUCGCCGCCGAUGAAGAUCCCGAGGUGGCCCGUGGCCCGCUUCUGGGUACCGAUCUUCCGCGUCUGGGUGUACCUCGGCAUCGCCGCGAUCGUGCUCAUGACGUGCGUGAACAUCGUCUACUACAUGCCCGUGUAUGGGGUGUACGCCAUGAAGUACCAUCUGCCGCCGCAGCAGCCGGCUGCAGCGGUAGUGGCGACACCUGAACAGCUCCCACCUCCUCCCCCGGAGAUGGAUAUGUGUUAG